AUGUGGAAAGUAAUUUUUGUUUAUCAUGUUUUUGUAGACUCAGUUGAGUGGAGUGACGUAAAUACAUACUUUGUGGACAGACAGCAAGGGGAUUCGACCACCAAUGUGCUGUUGGGAAGAUUUCGUCGUGUUCCUAGCUCUACUCAUCCUGAAACAGUAUACAAUCAAACAAUUCAGGACAAUCAUGACUACUAUUUGUCACAGUUUUUCGGACCAUCGGCUGGGGGUUCAACAUUCUGGGUGGAUCUAGACAAUCCUUCUAUAAGAGAUGAUGUACUGGCACCAGCUAGUCUUGCAACAAAUGAGAGAAAAGGAACAACAGUUGCACUGGACUUCACAUUCCCUUUCUACGGCCAUGAGCUCACUUCAAUUGUUAUAACAACAGGAGGUUUUAUUUAUACAGGAUCGUAUCUUCAUAAGCACUUGGCUGCCACUCAAUACAUUGCACCAUUAAUGGGUAACUUCUGCCCAUCGCAAUCUGAAAACACCGGGGUGAAAUACUACAGUAAUGGAACUGCCAUGACUGUAGAGUGGAGGAAUCAAAAUCUAGCUGACAAUAUUGAAGCUGGUAUAUUCUCUUUUCAAACAACACUAUUCGACGAUGGGAAAAUUAUUUUUGCGUAUAAACAGAUUCCAGUUCCUGUUCCGAGUAUAUCAGACAAUGGACAUCCAGUUAAAGUGGGAUUAGCUGACGCCUAUUACAUUGAUAAAAUAAUCGCACCAUUUACGAAAAAGCGAAAUAUAUUUGAGUAUCAUAAAGUGGAGCUUGAACUGUCUCAAGUCAAAUCUAAUUCUGCAAUUCGUAUCAAUCCACUUCCAACUUGUAACUUAUUGGUGUCAUGUGACACCUGUGUUUCCAGUGAUGUUUCUUUCAACUGUACUUGGUGUGAGAGACUGGGAAGAUGCUCUGAUGGAGUUGACCGCAGUCGACAGAGGUGGCAGGAAAACAACUGUGGCAGUUCUGAGAAUUUUUUAAGUGAAGUAACCCAGUGUCCUGGCUACACCACCAUGCCAGCUCCAACGGAGUUGCCUACAACUGCCCAAGGGCCUCAGACUGAUGUUCAUUCAAGUCAAGCUCCAGUGCAACUACAAUCAACAAAGCAGCCACAAGCUAAAACAGAUGAUUACUGUAAAGGCAUUGUAUGUCAAAAUGGCGGUGAAUGUUUCGAGGGCUUCUGCAACUGUCCAACCAACUUUGCUGGAGCAAGAUGCCAAAAGUACGUUGUGAGGCAUUGUGAAGCAAUCCGUUGUAAGAAUGGAGGAACGUGUUAUGAAGGAAUAUCAUUACAUAUCUGCGAUUGUAUGCCUGGAUAUUCAGGACUCUACUGCGAUGAAGAAGUCGGCAUCACAGGCAGCUCCAGAGUUUCUCGACAAGGAUUGACAGUCGGAGCUGUAGUGUGUAUCACUCUGAUUGGUUUACUGAUCUGUAGUCUGUUUGUUUGGGCAGUUUAUGCCUACAGACACCCCACAUCACCAUCUGGACUCUUUAUCAUCGAGGCUAAGCAUAGACUGAGGGGUCGUGGUCGAGGGUCUAAUGGUGUCAAGUACAAGUACCAUCAGCAAGUUGACUCCAAUCAUGUGGACAUCCAACUUUGAUGAAAGAUGCUUACCGUCGUGGCUUAACUUAUUUGACAGAGAUCUUGUGGAAAGAAGGUAUGACAGUUGGUUGGGCCCAGGGCCCAAUUUCAUUUCUGCUAAGCACAACUAAGCAGGAUACCAGUUACAUUUUGUACUAGUUUAAUGGAGUUUUAGCUGGUCACUUUAUUCUGGUAAGCACAAUUUUGGUAAGCAAACAUGGCUUUACAUUUUUCUGCUAAGCAUAACUAAGCAGGAUACCAGUUAAUUUGUCUACAUGUGAAAUGGUGUUUUAGCUGGUUACCUUAUUCUGGUAAGCACACUUUUGCUGUGCUUAGCAGCUUUAUGAAAUUGGGACCUGGUUAGAAAUUCUAAGGUGUCAAGUAGGCAUAAAUUUUGAUUAAUUUUAAUGAGGGCUUUCAUCUCGCAGAGAAAAUGAGUCAUUCGAAAGUGCGGCUGCUUUUUGAAUAAAAUUUGAAAAGUUAGAGCUCGUAAAAGCCUUUAGGCAGAGAAAAAGUUGUUUAAAGUUUACAACGACCUUAAAGUCACCUGGAAAUAGAAUUUUUUUUCUUUCAAACAUCAGAGU
Asterias rubens (European starfish) is the source of this 2161-nucleotide messenger RNA. RefSeq names its product plexin domain-containing protein 2-like. The transcript has 15 exons. The record is from RefSeq and is a predicted model, not a curated record. Lineage: Eukaryota; Metazoa; Echinodermata; Asteroidea; Forcipulatida; Asteriidae. Bases 1 to 1596 code for a protein of 531 amino acids.